Molecule: messenger RNA, 1161 nt
Organism: Centruroides sculpturatus (bark scorpion)
Lineage: Eukaryota; Metazoa; Arthropoda; Arachnida; Scorpiones; Buthidae
Product: epoxide hydrolase 1-like
Exons: 6
Coding region: 68-1057 (329 amino acids)
Molecular function (GO): hydrolase activity
Source: RefSeq, a predicted model, not a curated record
CGUUGAUAAUACUUUGUUACUGUAUGUUUUGUUUUUAAAUCAUUCUUUUCGCUUUCUUUUGAAAAAAAUGAAUACUCUGAUAAAUUUUGAUGACGAAAUCACUUGGCAUGCAAUAACGUUAAUUAUCCUUUUAAUAUUAUAUCACAUUAUUUACUGUUUCUGCAAAAGGCGUCUAAAGAAUAGAUCAGAAGUUACUUACUCAAGUAUAAAUUCUUGUUUAAGUUUGUUUGAGCAGAAGUUAGGAAAAAAUGGAUUUGUCAUACUCAAAAAUCAAGGUAUACGUUUGCACUAUGUCACUUCUGGAGAUGAAAUAAAUCCAAUGAUGCUGAUGAUUCAUGGAUAUCCAGAAUUUUGGCAUGUUUGGAAAAAUCAGAUUUCAGAAUUUCGCCAAAAUUAUUGGCUAGUAAUUCCUGAUCUAAGAGGAUACGGGCUUUCAGACAGAUCAAAUAAAAAUGUUUCCAUUAUUAAUUUAGUAGAGGAUAUGGAAGAACUAAUAACGUUAUUUGCAAAAGAUUCAGCUAUUGUUGUAGGACACGGUUUUGGAGGAAUAGUUGCUUGUAAGUUAGCUCAGAAUCAUCCAAAUGUUGUAAACAGAUUGGUUAUUUUAGAUGCUCCAUUUCCUGGGACACUAAUUUAUUCGAAUACUUGGUGGAUUACUUUUGAAAUACCAAUUAUAUUAAAGCUAUUUAUAAUUCUUAAAAGAAUAUUUUUUAUGGAGAAAAUAUUUAAGGAAAAUGAAAAUAAAGAUAUUAUAUUAAGUGAAAUGGAAGCCUAUUGUAAAGAAGAAUGUGGAACGAUUGGAAUGAACCAUUUUGUAAUGAAAUCACGAGAAAUCGAUAAAGAAGUAACGAUUUCGCUUCCUACGCUAAUUAUUUGGGGAGAAAACGACUUUUUAGAUUAUUAUACAUGUAUGAGGAAUUAUUAUAAAUAUUGUAAUGAUUUACGUACUGAAAGAGUUGGAAAUGCAGGUCAUUGGGUACAUUGCGAACAACCAGAAAUUGUUAAUGCUAGCAUUACUAAAUUUUUAAAAGAAACGGAAAAAGUAUUGCACAAAUAAAAAAUGUAUUUUGGAAUUAGAAUCAUAUUUAAUUAAAUUAAUUAAUAUGUUUUAUCACUAUGAUUUUCGAUGUCCUAUGUAUAUUUCUUUUUUGAAAAUUCAAA